UUGCCAUAGAGACAAAAUCUGGAAGCCAUGGAUGGGCAUGGGAGAGAAGCUGCCUGCAGGGUCUCUGAUGGCAGGCUCCAUUCUCAGCAGGUUUUGCGAGAGUCAGGUUCAGUCUCUGAAGGCGAGGAAGAGUCAGAAGGCACUAGUCCAGAGACCCACGAGAUGGACUCACACACACAAUACAUUGCCAUUCAAAGAAAUUCGAGGUACUACCGGUCAAUGAGGCUGCCAAACAGAGGGAAAAGGAAGACUUCAAGAGAGGCAAUGCACAUGGGGCAAGCCACAGGUUCACUCAAAAACAACGAGACUGUCAAAGAGCCUCUGAACGUUUUACCUCCUAAGGGAUCACCAUCUCCAGUAAACUCUGACAAAACAACCUUAGAUGAACUAUGGAUCCAAAGGCUGCUGCCUUCCUACCCCCGUUACCGUGGCAACCGCCCGGGCUCCCCCAACUCCGCGCCGCUGCCGCCGGAGCUGCCGCCGGAGCUGCUCGGCAGCCGCCUGCCGCCGCCGGCCAUGGAGCUGCUGGCUGCGGCUCUCAGCGCCGCCUGCGCCCUCGACCAGGACGGCACGGCGGGACAUCCCAGCAGGGAGCCCACGGCUGCCGCUGAGGAGAACCCCACCACCGCCACGGCACCGCCGCCCGCCCACCCCAUGACGGCCGACUCCUGGAGGAACCUCAUCGAGCACAUCGGGCUCUUGUAUCAGGAAUAUCGAGACAAAUCUACACGCCAGGAGAUUGAAACCAGACGACUGCAGGACUCACAGACUGACCCUGAGGAGAGCUCACCCAGUGAGGAAACCCCAACUGAAGCAGAACCUACAAGUACACCUGAAAGCAAAGCUCCACCACAAAUCAGUUUGCUGAGAAACUCCAACUCUAGGUUCAAUUUAUGGCAAGAUCUUCCUGAGAUCCGGAGCAGCGGGGUCCUCAGCAUCCUCCAGCCAGAUGAGAUCAAGCUGCAGGAGGCUAUGUUUGAGCUGGUUACAUCUGAAGCAUCAUAUUACAAGAGCCUCAAUCUGCUGGUGUCCCACUUCAUGGAGAAUGAACGUCUGAAAAAGAUCUUACACCAGUCUGAGGCACACAUCCUCUUCUCCAAUGUCCUGGAUGUCAUGGCUGUUAGUGAGCGCUUCCUGUUGGACCUCGAGCAGCGGGUGGAGGAGAAUAUUGUGAUCUCUGAUGUCUGUGAUAUUGUCUACCAGCACACAGUUAAUCACUUCUCUGUGUACAUCACCUACGUCUCCAACCAGACCUACCAGGAGAGAACUUACAAGCAGCUCCUUCAGGACAAGCCAGCUUUCCGGGAAGUGAUCUCACAGCUAGAGCUGGAUCCCAAGUGCAAAGGCCUGUCCUUUUCUUCCUUUCUGAUUCUGCCAUUUCAAAGGAUCACUCGACUCAAGCUGCUGGUGCAGAAUAUUUUGAAGAAAGUGGAAGAAAAGUCUGACAGAGAAUCCACUGCCCUGGAUGCACAUAAAGAACUGGAAACAGUAGUGAAAGCAUGUAACGAAGGUGUCAGGAAGAUGAGCCGAACAGAGCAGAUGAUCAGUAUCCAGAAGAAACUGGAAUUCAAGAUCAAGUCUGUGCCCAUCAUCUCUCACUCCCGCUGGCUGCUGAAGCAGGGAGAACUGCAGCAAAUGAAUGGUCCAAAGACGUCACGGACGCUUCGCACCAAGAAGCUCUUCAGAGAAAUCUACUUGUUCCUUUUCAAUGAUCUGCUGGUAAUAUGCCGGCAAAUCCCUGGGGACAAGUACCAAGUGUUUGACUCAGCUCCUCGGGGGCUUCUUCGGGUAGAGGAGUUAGAAGACCAGGGGCAGAGUUUGGCCAAUGUCUUCAUCUUGAGGCUGCUGGAGAAUGCAGAUGACCGGGAGGCCAGCUACAUGCUGAAGGCAUCAUCCCAGAGUGAAAUGAAGCGCUGGAUGAUUUCGCUGGCCCCGAACCGGAGAACCAAGUUUGUCUCAUUUACAUCCAGGCUUGUUGACUGCCCACAGAUCCAGUGUGUCCACCCCUACUUGGCCCAGGAGCCAGAUGAGCUGUCCUUAGAACUGGCAGACGUCCUCAACAUCCUGGACAAGACAGAUGAUGGCUGGAUAUUUGGGGAGCGUCUUCACGACCAGGAGAGGGGCUGGUUCCCCAGUUCUAUGGGGGAGGAGAUCCUGAACCCCAAAAUCCGAGCUCAGAACUUGAAGGAAUGCUUCCGGGUGCACAAGUCGGAUGACAGCCAGCGGAGGAAAUUGGGCAGUAGAAACCGCCAGUGACCACUAACAUUCUGGAAUGUCUUCAGUGCCUCUGGGAGAGGGGCAGAGGACAGAGACUGCCAGCUGGGAGAAUGUGCCAGUGGUGCCGUGGGCCAUGGUGCAGGACCUAGCGUGCUGGACGAGGCACAUGCACCCCCAAACAGACUGUAGUUCCUGGCUCCCUGACAUGCUUCCUAGAGCACUGAUCCUUUCCUGGAGAUCAGUGCUCUGAACCAGCUAAAACAACCCCUUUCCAGGUGUUCUGUAAAGCCCCAAAGAGCACAAGCCAAUUGGACACAGCUUGAAGGCCAUCAGGCUGGUCAGCUGAUCCUGUUCCCUGCACACGUGCUAGCUGGGGCUGGCUCAGGCCUCUUGGAAAAGGCACACAACCAAUAAUGUGACUAAGCAAUUAAUGCCCCCCAGUUUGAGCACUUCAGUUUAUCGCUACCUUUCGAGUUUGGGGCCUACCUAAAGCAGCAUCUCACAGGGGUAGAAACUGAAGCAGAGGAGCUGUAUUGCCACCUCUCUCACAACCCCUAGGAACCAGGCUGGGACGAGCCCCAGCAAUUCCACCUUCCAGCCCUGCUGUGAGGCUGCUGGGCCUGUUUUUCUGGGCAGACCCUCCCAUCUGCUUCCAGUAAAAUGCUCCAUAGCCAGCCCUGCUCCACCAGCAGCCCACCCUCACCAGCCCAGACCAACAUCUCUGCCCUCCUGAGGGCCUUGAAGCACAUCUGGGCCCUGACCACUGGCUCACCCCUUCUUCCACAGCCAGCAUCCCUCUGCAGAAGCCUGGCACCACAGCCUUUCCCAGUUGUCUGGCACUUUGCUGCUCACUGCUGAGGCAGCUGUGCCAGCACCUCCCCACACACCACCAUAUACCAUGGGAGCACCAGCAGACCCGGGCUGCCACACAGCAUACGAGUGACGUUACCCUAGGAGCUGUUGUCCCACAGGUUGUGGGAGACCCAGCAAUUCCUGCCUGCAUGCUUGUAACCCACAGCACCCAGCCCCACGCCCAGCCUGCGCGCAUGAGCUUCCUCACAGGCUCACCUCCGUGUAUGUAGACCAACCCUGUCGGAACCGGAUCAUCGCUCCUUCCAGCCGUGGCUCUGAGCAUCGCAUGGAGCCCAGGGCACAGCACUAAGACCAGCCAGGGGAUGGACCCACGACAGCUGCCUGUUGUUCAUGAGCCAUGCUCUUGCACAUGGUCACAGCCCCUUCGCUACAAGCUGGUCCCAAACUAUGGCCAGCAUCCAGCAGGGAAAUGAAUUCUUCAGCAUCUCUCUGUAACACUGCAAAGGAGUCUUCCAGGCACUGUGGCCUGCACUGACGUACGCUCUGGUGGUGCCAUGGUUGUACUCAACAAGGGGAUGGAGAGCAGCUGCCUGCUGAUGGCGCCAGGCACCAGCCACAGAGUGGAAGAGUACAACCAUGGUGAUGGCAGCAUGGGGAGGAAGCUGGACACUGGAAGCUACUGGAGCAAGGCUCUGGAGCACUGUACUGGAGCUGGUUACACAUAGGGUGUGCAUUGUGAGGCUGGGGCUGUGCUAUCACUGCACAGCCAGCCAAGAGUCACCCUGAACUGGGAGGGCUGCAGCCAGGCCCCAGGUCCAAACUGGUGGGAGCCACAGCAGUAAAGGGAAAGCAAGGGGAUUCACCUUCAGGUCUAGCUCAGUACCACCACAUCAGGAUAUGACAACAGCCAGCAAGACUGUGCCUACCCUGGCCACUGGUAGCACACCCAGGAGAAGGCCCUGGCCAGGUCACACCAGCCAGAGGCUCCUGGCCACCUGCCAACACCCAGCCCAGAGCUGAGGGCCAGAAGAGUCUACAGCCUCCAGUUUGGUACUUUGAACUUAUCUGGGGAGACCCCAAGUCAGAUCCCCCCAACAGUAUCCCACAAUUAGCUUUCCGAGUACAACCAAAGCUCUGGCCCAGGGUGCAGACCUUGCAGCAGCCAGAAAUUCCCUAGCCAAACAUGAUCUAGCAAUUCCUUAAAAUCACUCAAGAAAUCAUCACCACCCAGGUCCUCCAGCUUUACAGCCCAGCAGCCAGCCCAGUCCAGGCACUACAGUCCUACAGGCAUCCCAGGACAUUUUUCACAUCACAGAAAUGCUCCUUUACCCAUCGGAAACAGCUCCAUUGCUAGUGGAGGAGCAGACCCAGGUUCCCCAGUACCAGAACACUGGUUCUUCACUGCUUUUUUUUCAUGGGGUAGGAGGAGAAGGAACCCAGAGCUGCUGUGCACUGUCCUGAGACCCACCAAGCUCUGUGACUUGCCUCAGACCCUCUUGCUCUGUUGUGAUGUUUUAGGACUCCGGGCCCUAGGCACAGGCUGUGCCAUUUUCAGGCACCAAGUGUCAUCCAGUGUUAUUUCCUCAGACCCAGCCCUGCACGCCUCUGUUUCAGUGGUCUCAAGUGUUGUACAGGGCCAGGCCUGGGGCCCACAAGUGUGGGCCAGAGGCCCCCCAGCCCCCACCAGUCUGCCUCAGCAAGCUGAGGGGAACUUCUUGUCUCGUUUUUCUGUGUGAUGAAAUAUAGCUGAGCGAGCCAGCACCAAAGCAACACGCCUGCAUCUUCUUCC
Molecule: messenger RNA, 4819 nt
Organism: Dryobates pubescens (Downy woodpecker)
Lineage: Eukaryota; Metazoa; Chordata; Aves; Piciformes; Picidae
Gene: NGEF
Product: neuronal guanine nucleotide exchange factor
Exons: 15
Coding region: 28-2256 (742 amino acids)
Biological process (GO): activation of GTPase activity
Molecular function (GO): protein binding; guanyl-nucleotide exchange factor activity
Source: RefSeq, a predicted model, not a curated record